GUCUCUUUAAUCUAUGUAUUUAUUUGACUGGAAGCACUGGAAGUAAAUACUAAAAGUUAUUAAAAUUUAAAAUAUAUAUAGAAAUACGCUCACAAUUAUCUAAGUUUAUUUAUCUAGUGAAAAUAUUUAUUACUUCUAUGAAUUUAAAUGGAAGAUUACACACAAAGUCAUUGAAAUGUACCUAGCAAAAUAAGGAAUAGUGAUUUAUUCUUUACUUAAUUACAACUCGAGUAUUAAAUGAUUUAAUACGUAAUUCUUAUGCCAGACCUAUAUUGGUAAAUGGUGUAGAUUGAAAUAAUUGAGAAACUGUGAAUUCCGGUGUUAAAUGCUGCCGGUUAACAACUUUGUUCUAUUGCCAGCAAAAUAGUAUAUUUACAGAUAUUAUAACAAGAGAAAGUCAGUAUGAUUAUAUUUUUAAGUGAACUUCAAAAAGAACAUCUUGAUUUACUUCAUAAACAUUCCAUUCAAGUUUUAAUUGAUUUCUGUAAACUCACAAUAGACUAUUUGAAUAAUGGAGUUAACCCAAAAAAGCACAAUAUUGCAGCAGAAAAACUAAAUGUGCCUAUGACUGUUGUACAAAAUUUGGUGCAUGCAUUAGUUUAUCUUAUCAUUGAGGCUUGCAAACAUAAUCUAUCUGAAUCAGAUUUCAAGUCAUCACUAGCAUUAGCUGGAUUUUCUACCGAGCAACAAGAAAUAUUGGUGAAGUUAUACAAUACAAAAAAAACUGAGCUGUCCAGUGCCCUGAAUUUAUUACAGCAAAAGGAUCCCACCUACCAGGACUUAAGCUGGAGGUUUGAAGUGCAGAUUGCAUCUCGAAACUCCAGUGAAGAAAUCAAACCAAUGGUCUCAAUGGAUUUUGUAGUCAUGACUCCUAAGAAUUUUAGACAGCCCAGUGAAGAUAAAAUAGACCAGUACUCUAAAAAUAAUAAUAAAAAUGUAUCACCAAUACACAUUAAUUCAACUGUACAGGAAGCAAAAGCAGCAAGUCAUUGCCAGAAUAUUAUAAAUCAUCAUUUGCUUCAGUGUGACUUGCCCAAUUUAAUACAUAUGACAAAUGUGUUGGAUCAAGCAUUAAAAGAAUCAAAAAGUCAACAUGUACGUAAAGUUCAAAGGGCUUUGUAAUAGAUAUAAGGAGAUACAUAACUAUCUGCAAAUUGACACUGUUAAAGAAAAGAUGAGGAUAAACAACAAAAAAUAUAAAUAGCACCAUAUAAACGAUAUAAAGGACUUAGUUGGAGAAUUACUCACAGCACAACAAUCUAUAAGAUUGAGACGAUGACUUGUAUUACACUUGGACACUAAAGCUGGAAGAGCUUAACAAAAUUAUUUUGAGAGAACUACUGGACUGUUCUUCAAAACAUUAAUUUUCACCCACGAUAUUAUCUAAUUCUAGCUAUUUUAAAAAAGCUGAUUAAUAUCAUAAAAAAGAAAAAAUAUAUAUGUUGUUGGGAGUCAGUAGAAGCAGAUAGAUAGUUCGGUACUGUUUCUUAUCAAUGAGGGAGGCCUAUAUUAAUCAGUGGAGUAUUAAUUGCUGAAAUGAUAAAGUUGAAUCUUUGAAUAAAACAAGUGCAUUUCAUUAACUAUAUAUUAUAAAAAUAUUUUUCAUCUUCAAUAUUAAAAAGAUUCAUUCUUAUUGCCUAAU
Messenger RNA from Galleria mellonella (greater wax moth), 1642 nucleotides. Its product is annotated as COMM domain-containing protein 2-like. Lineage: Eukaryota; Metazoa; Arthropoda; Insecta; Lepidoptera; Pyralidae. The transcript is spliced from 6 exons. The record is from RefSeq and is a predicted model, not a curated record. Bases 403 to 1122 code for a protein of 239 amino acids.